Messenger RNA from Liolophura sinensis, 3888 nucleotides. Its product is annotated as DNA-directed RNA polymerase III subunit RPC2-like. The transcript has 30 exons. Gene Ontology annotation, molecular function: DNA binding; DNA-directed RNA polymerase activity; ribonucleoside binding. Lineage: Eukaryota; Metazoa; Mollusca; Polyplacophora; Chitonida; Chitonidae. Bases 34 to 3438 code for a protein of 1134 amino acids. Gene Ontology annotation, biological process: DNA-templated transcription. The record is from RefSeq and is a predicted model, not a curated record.
UUUGGUUGCUGUGGGCUGACAAACGGUAGCAAGAUGGAAAGCAUUGAGGAAAUGAUGAAAAUGGACAAGGAAAAGCUUGUGUCUAGGAUUGACAAAGUGGAAGAUAAGUGGAAGCUUCUUCCAGCUUUUUUGAAAGUAAAAGGACUUGUCAAGCAACACAUAGACUCCUUUAACUACUUUGUGAAUAUUGAGAUUAAAAAUAUCAUGAAGGCCAAUGAGAAGAUCUCUUCAGAUGCUGAUCCAAUGUUUUAUAUGAAGUAUUUGAACAUAUAUGUGGGCAGUCCAGAUGUGGAGGAAGGAUUUAACAUCACCAAACCAGUAUCUCCACAUGAGUGUAGGUUGAGAGAUAUGACCUAUUCAGCUCCAAUCACAGUUGACAUUGAGUACACCCGAGGGAACCAGAGGAUAGUUCGCAAGGGUCUGCCUAUAGGAAGAAUGCCCAUUAUGCUGCGCAGCUCUAACUGUGUGUUAGCCGGGAAGUCGCCAGCUGAAUUUGCUAAGCUGAAUGAGUGCCCCAUGGAUCCAGGAGGGUACUUCAUCGUGAAGGGCUGUGAGAAGGUCAUACUCAUCCAGGAACAGCUGUCCAAGAACAGAAUGAUUGUAGAUAUUGACAAGAAGGGCAAUGUAGAGUGCUCAGUUACAAGCUCUACCCAUGAAGUGAAGAGUAAAACUUAUGUAUCAGUGAAGCAUGGGAAGUACUACCUCCGCCAUAACACAUUCACUGAUGACAUACCAGUGGCUAUAGCAUUCAAGGCUAUGGGCAUAGAGUGUGACCAAGAGAUAGUGCAGAUGAUUGGCUGUGAGGAAGAUGUACUCGAUGCAGUAUCACCCUGUCUAGAGGAGUGUCAUAGGGCUCAGGUGUUCUCACAGUUACAGGCUCUGAAGUACAUAGGCUCAAAAGUCCGUCCUCGUAGGAUGUGGGGUGGACCAAAGAAGACAAAACUGGAAGAGGCCAGAGAAGUUCUUCAUACAACAGUAUUAUCACAUGUGCCAGUAAACCAAUGGAACUUCAAAGCUAAAGCCACUUACCUGGCCUUGAUGACGAGACGAGUUGUCCUCACCCAGAAGAACACAGCCAAGCUGGAUGACAAGGAUUACUAUGGCAACAAGAGGCUGGAGCUGGCAGGACAACUGCUCUCACUGCUCUUUGAGGACUUGUUCAAAAAGUUUAAUGCUGAGCUUAAGAAGAUAGCUGACCAGACAAUCCCUAAACCCAGGGCUGCACAGUUUGAUAUUGUCAAGCACAUGAGACAAGAUCAGAUUACUAAUGGGCUUGUCAAUGCUAUUUCCACAGGUAACUGGUCAAUUAAGAGGUUUAAGAUGGACAGGGCGGGUGUCACACAGGUGCUGUCUCGACUGUCCUACAUCUCGGCCCUGGGCAUGAUGACGAGAAUAUCCAGCCAGUUCGAGAAAACUCGUAAAGUCAGUGGUCCUCGAUCACUUCAGCCCUCACAGUGGGGAAUGCUGUGCCCUUCUGACACUCCAGAGGGAGAGGCGUGUGGUUUAGUGAAGAAUUUGGCCCUGAUGACCCACAUAACCACGGACCUAGAUGAGGAAGCCAUAGUGCGUCUGGCCUUUAACCUUGGGGUGGAGGACAUUCACUUCCUGAGUGGGGAGGAAAUGAACGGGCCGUAUGUCUACACUGUCUUUCUGAAUGGUAAUAUUUUGGGUGUGGUGAGAGAUUAUGUGCGCUUGGUGAAGACUUUCCGCUUGAUGCGGCGUUCUGGUUACAUCAGUGAGUUUGUAUCAAUCUGCCCCAACCACGGCCAUCGUUGUGUAUACAUAGCAUCUGAUGCAGGGCGGGUGUGCCGACCGUACAUCAUUGUGAGUGAUGGGCGCCCCUUGGUGACCAGAAAACACAUCAAGGAGCUCACACAGGGCUUCAGGAGUUUUGAGGACUUUCUCCAUGAUGGUUUGGUGGAGUACUUGGAUGUGAAUGAGGAGAAUGACUGUAUGAUUUCUCUGUAUGAGGAUGAAAUCAGCAGCGACACAACCCACCUUGAGAUAGAGCCGUUCACCAUCCUGGGGGUAUGUGCUGGGCUGAUCCCCUACCCCCAUCACAACCAGUCCCCCAGAAACACCUACCAGUGUGCCAUGGGAAAACAGGCUAUGGGAACAAUUGGUUAUAAUCAGCGUAAUCGCAUUGACACCCUGCUCUACUUCCUGUGUUACCCUCAAGCACCUUUAGUCAAAUCCAAGACAAUAGAGUUGAUCAACUUUGACAAAUUGCCUGCUGGCCAGAACGCAACUGUGGCAGUGAUGAGUUACAGUGGCUAUGACAUUGAGGAUGCUCUGGUGCUUAACAAGGCCUCUUUGGACAGGGGAUUUGGUCGAUGUCUUGUUUACAGAAAACAAAAUGUGACCUUGAAGAGAUAUGCUAAUCAGACUUUUGACAAGGUCAUGGGGCCAAUGGUGGAUGCGACAACUCGUAAAUCAAUAUGGAAGCAUGACUGCCUGGACUCCGAUGGAAUUGCUGCCCCAGGUGUUAGAGCUGAGAAUCGGCAGGUGUUGGUAAACAAGUAUAUGCCCACAGUGACAGCGAGCCCUAUUCAGUCUACCCCGGGGCAACCCCAGCAGCCCGAGUACAGGGAUGUUCCUAUCACGUAUAAAGGUGCUGAAGCCUCCUAUGUGGAGAAAGUGAUGAUUUCAUCCAAUCAGGAAGAGGCUUUUCUCAUUAAGCUACUGAUGCGACAAACCCGCCGACCAGAAAUAGGGGACAAAUUCAGUAGUCGGCAUGGACAGAAAGGAGUUUGUGGCCUAAUAGUGCCUCAAGAGGACAUGCCAUUUAAUGAUCUGGGGAUGUGUCCGGAUGUGAUCAUGAAUCCUCAUGGGUACCCUUCCCGUAUGACGGUGGGCAAAUUGAUGGAAUUGUUAGGCGGGAAAGCAGGUGUGCUGGAUGGGAAAUUCCAUUAUGGAACAGCAUUUGGAGGAGACAAAGUAGCUGAUCUCUCCGAGGAUUUAGUCCGCCAUGGCUUCAACUAUCUGGGCAAGGAUUUUGUUACCUCAGGCAUUACAGGAGAGUCCCUGUCAGCUUAUAUCUUCUUCGGACCAAUCUACUAUCAGAAGCUCAAACACAUGGUCAUGGACAAGAUGCAUGCACGAGCUAAAGGUCCCCGUGCAGUUCUGACACGACAACCCACGGAGGGCAGAUCCCGUGACGGAGGGCUCCGAUUGGGUGAGAUGGAGCGGGACUGUUUGAUUGGAUAUGGUGUGAGCAUGCUGCUUCUUGAGAGACUAAUGAUCUCAAGUGAUGCCUUUGAAGUGGACGUCUGUGGAAGCUGUGGUCUGAUUGGAUACUCAGGAUGGUGCCAUUACUGCAAAUCCUCCACCAACGUCUCUUCCAUCAAAAUACCCUACGCCUGUAAACUGCUCUUCCAGGAGCUCCAGUCCAUGAACAUUGUGCCCAGACUAUCCCUGAAGCGAUACAACGAAGUCUGACACAGGUUGUCACACCACUGAACUUUGCAGUGUCAGUUUUGAGAGUGACAAGUCACACAGGUGAACUGUAACAAGUUACUUCUGAGGCUGACCCAAGUUUUGACACUUUUAAGCUGGACCAUGUCUAUCUGGAGUCAGACAUUUGAAACAGCUGUGCUGGACCAAGUUAUUUCUGAAUCUGACGAUGUUUUAACACUGCAAGUCAGGAGCAUGUCAGUGAUAAGCCCGGACUAAGUUUUGACAGUGCUAGAUUGGACUAUUCCAAGACUGACCUAAUUUUUACAAUUUGAGCCUAUGGCAAGUUUGACACAUCUAGACCGGACCAUGUCAAUUCUUGGUCUGGCACCGUCCACAGACUUUUAAGUCGAUUGAUAUAAGUCACUGUGGAGAAUGUGUUGCGAAGCACAGGGGAGAAAGGUCAAAACCCAAAUACAGCUAAGUUAUUGUUAA